Molecule: messenger RNA, 1087 nt
Organism: Penaeus monodon (black tiger shrimp)
Lineage: Eukaryota; Metazoa; Arthropoda; Malacostraca; Decapoda; Penaeidae
Exons: 5
Coding region: 638-1087 (149 amino acids)
Source: RefSeq, a predicted model, not a curated record
CUUUCUUUUUGCCAUUUUCCAAGUCUAUAUUUGUCAUGAUAUAUUGUAUCAGUAUGGCAAUAGAAUGUUUUCAUUGCAGAGACCAUAUAUCUCUAGGUAGUCUACAACUCUGUGUAAUGACAUUUAGUUUGUUAUUUUUUUUUUUAAGAUUUCAUAUUAUUCAACUUUCUGUAAUGCAUCCUACACUGCUAGUCAAGGUGGGCAGGAAUAGAAUCUUGAGCAUGGAAAUAGUUUCUUCCUAGGAGUUAGCCCACUUCCAGAUGUAGUUCAUGGAGGCUACAGUUCAUACUCAUUUACCAAUGGAAAUAACACAAUAGUCCCUUCCCAAAAGCCCACUGAGCCUAAUCUUCCUCUGAAAGCUUUGUGCACUUGCUGCAAGUCAUUUCCAUCAUCCCAGCCAUCAGGUGAAUCCAGGUCCCCAUCAUAUUGGUGCUAGAUUCCAUCAUCAGGCUCACUUCUGGCUAGUAUGCAUCACAAGGUUCUGAGUCUUCAUCAUCCUUUUUUAUUUUCUAAAGAACUAUAAUCACAACUCAUUAUCACCUUUCACAUGGGAGUGAGCAGCUAUUCUGGGAGUCAUGCACUGAAGAAGCUUGUUAUCUUUGAAUAGUGGAUAAAGCUGCAAGGGAUAUAAUCAAACAUGUCUAGAGGAGAUACAGAGAUUCCUGUCAGUGAGGAUUAUGCUACGUCUGAAGAGCCUACCAUGCCCAUUCUGGUAGAAGAAGGAUUGGCUUCAAGUAUGCCUAGAGAGCCAUUACACAUUAAUGAUAAUGAUGCUUAUCCAUCAUCUGAAGAACCAACCAUGCCUAAACUAACGAUAGAAGAUUUGCCAGCUCACCCAGUACAAAACAGUAUAGAAAACAUUGUAACAGGAAUCACAACACCAGCAGCAGAGACAAAGCCACUCGGUAGAAAAAGAAGGAGAACUAAGACAUGGCAACAUUCAUGCGAUUCAGGGACCGAAGCGGCGCAAUUGAGAAGAGUUGGAAUGCAUUCUUGUAAUUUAUGCCAGUCCAUAGAUACCACAACACCCAAAAGGCCUUGGUCAGAGGGGAGCAGUGACUCAGGAAAGUUGAUCACAAAACCAUAG